CAUAGUGAAAUAGAACUAAAGUGAAACAUAGAAGUAGAGUGAAAUAGAACAAAGUGAAUUAUAAAUAAAGGAAGAAGAAUUGCAGUUGAAAAGGAGUGAAGUAAAUCUAAGUAGAAAUAAAGUAAAAUAAAACUGAAGCUGAAAAAGUGAAGAAAAGUGAAGUAGAAACAAAGUGAAGUAAAACUAGAGUUGAAAAGAAGUGAAGUAAAUUGAAGUAGAAAUAAAGUGAAGUAAAACUGAAGCUGCAAAAGGAGUGAAGUAGAGUGAAGUAGAAACAAAGUGAAGUAGAACUGAAGUAAAUUAGAAGUUAAGUGAAAAGUGAAAAAUAACUCAGUGCAGUGAAGUAGAAAUAAAGUGUAUUGGAGCUAAAGUGAAUUGAAAUAAAGAUAAAGUGAAGUAGAACUAAUGUUACUGAAAUUGAAAUGAAAUAGAGGUGAAAUAGAAAUUCUUGUGAAACACUGCCGAAUAUAUGGUGCACAGAAAAGGCCACCAUUGAAUGUGUUGAAAAACUUAGUUUGAAGCUUGUUUGUAAUAGAGAAUGAACUCUGAAACUUUAUGAAUGAGAAAUUGAAUGUUUGAAGUGAUUAUUGAAUGUAUGGAGUACAUAUAGAGGCAUAACUGUGAAAAGACACUUGAUAACAAUAAAUUAUGAAAUAUAUGGUUGCCUGAAAUUGAAUGAAAACAGUCGAAAGUUUGAAAAGUACGGUGGAUAAUAGAGACAUCUUAUCAAUUAGAUAUAUUUCUUUGUGAAGUGACUUGACUAUUACCAUGGCUCAGUACUUAUCAGAUAGAGAAUUGAGAAGGAUAGAACGACAAAGGAGGAAAGAGGAGGAAGAAGAAAAGAGGAUGUUAGAAGAGCUAGAUAGAGAACUAAAGGAGAGACAGGAGCAAGAAUUGAGAGAAUUAAAAUUACAACAAGAUAGAAUUAGGAGUGAAAAACGUGCAAAGUUAAAUAGAAGGAGGGAAAUUAUAGAAAAACAAAAUCAGCUAGAAGAAAUGAAAGAACGUAAAAGAAUGAUGGAAGGAAGACAGAAAUUAAUGAGUGAAUAUUUGAACAUUGAUGAAAAUGCUGAAGGCACCAAAGAGCAAGGUAUGGUGUAUGAUAAUGAUCAAAGGGAUGGAGAAACAAUUGAUGAAAGGAGUGAUGAAAGUCUUGAUGGGUCUUUAUACACUACACUGGAUGAUUUAGACCAAGAAAACACAGAAACGUGUAUAAAUAUAGGAACACCAAUAUAUGAAAGUUCGAACGUAGAAGGUGAACAGGAUGAAUUAUUGAGAAUAGAAAGAGAAAUGAAGUGGUUAGAGAAUAAAGAAAAGGAGUAUAAACGAGAAAAUAUAGAACUAGAACACAAUACAAACAGAACUACACUACAGUACAAACAGACAAGUGAACAAUUAGACAGGUCACGUAGACAUUUAGAGUCGAGUAAGCAUAUGGAAGAUGAGCCUAUAUUAAAAGCCAAGCAUUCUUUACAUGAAGGAGCCUUGAAAGGAGAAGAUGUAAUAUAUGAGGAAGAAAUAAGUGUUGAUAGAGAAUUUAGUUACAAUGAAAAUGAUGAGGAACUUGAACUUAGACAGAAGAUAGAACAGCUACGUAUACAAAAGAGAAAUGUUGAAGAAAAGAUAGAACGAAACAAAUUAUUGAAAGACAUGCAAAGAAAGGAAAAAGAAAAGAAAAGACUGGAGGACUUACAGUUAAAGAAAGAAAUGCAAGGAAAGAAAGCAGAAAAGUUACGGAAGCUGAAAGAUGAAAAGGAGAGACUAGAACGUGCUCUUAACGUACAAGAGAAAACGUUAAGUAAGCUAGAGGAAGACGUCGAAAGUGAAAAAUACAGAAACACUGAAUCAGAGCACAAAGAAAAGAAAGAGGAUGAACAUGUUGCAAAAGGAAAUAACCAUUGGACAGGAAAAUUGCUUAAACCAACAGUGCCCAGUUUGACUGAAACAACAUUCGAGGAAUGGAAGAUAGAAGUGGAAGUUAUUAUGAAGUCUGGGUUGUAUGAAGAAAGUUUGCUAAGACAGGCAGUUAGAAAUUCUCUUUGUGGACAGACGAGAAAAAUUUUGCUAACAAUACCUCCGUCGACAACAACAAGAAAUAUCAUAGACAAACUGGAAAGUGUGUAUGGAAAUGUUAGAUCUGGAGAAUCUGUUUUAACAGAAUUUUACAUGGCAAGACAGAAAAGAGAUGAGGGAAUUGCAGAAUGGGGUAUUAGAUUAGAGAGUAUUAUACAAACAGCUAUAGAGAAAGGACAUAUACAAGAGAGUCAAAAGGAUGAAAUGCUUAAGACAAGGUUUUGGAGGCAACUUUAUAAUGAAGACCUAAAGAAUGCUACAAGAAUGUACUUUGAGACUGCAAGAACGUUUGAAGAAUUGAGAAGGAAAGUUAGAAUAGAAGAGAACGAAAUGAAAAGUGCCCUAGAAGAACCCAUAAGAGAGGAGAAACUACACACACUGAAGAGACAAACAGAAACACAUGAACAGAUGACAGUAUUACAAGACUUAGUAGAAAGGAUGAAGCAGCUGGAAACAGAAAUCAGUAAGACAAGAGAGACAGAAUAUGUAGAUAGAAGAAGGUACAGAAAUGACAAUAGAGCAGAUACAGAAUAUCACAGGAAAGACAAGGAAUACAGCAGUAGGGAAAAGAGAUAUUAUGGAAACGACAAACGAGUUGAUGAUAUAUAUGUUAAAGAUUAUGGAAGAGACGGAAGAGCUGAUGAUAAACAUAAUGGUGACAAUGGAAGACACAGAAGAUAUGACGACAGAUAUAAUAGAUAUGAUAGAUAUGAGAGAGCUUAUAGAAGAGACGGUAGAAGUAAUGAGAAAUAUUACAGAGAUUACGGUAAAGGGAGUAGAAACGAUGAUAGAUAUAAGGAAUAUAGAGAUAGAAGAAGAUAUAGCCCAAGAGACAGAAGAAAUGAUAGAAGAGAUUACUUAGAUAAAGAGAAAGAACAAAGAUAUUACAGGAAUUAUAGAGACAGUAGAGAUAGAAGAGAAUAUGAAGAAAGAAACUACAAAGAUAAUGAACAUGAGAGAAGAUAUACUCCAAACAAUGACGAUAAAGAUAGUGCUAGAACAGGAAAUGACAGAGAAUAUAGAGAGCCAAAUAGAGAUAACGAACAAACACGGAAGAAAAAUGAAAAUGAAGAUAAGACGAGUACUUUAAACUCAAAGGCGUCUCUGUCGGGGGGCAGAUAG
Messenger RNA from Mercenaria mercenaria, 3195 nucleotides. Its product is annotated as trichohyalin-like. The record is from RefSeq and is a predicted model, not a curated record. Lineage: Eukaryota; Metazoa; Mollusca; Bivalvia; Venerida; Veneridae. The coding region runs from base 769 to 3195 and encodes 808 amino acids. The transcript has a single exon.